Nomia melanderi (Alkali bee) is the source of this 4476-nucleotide messenger RNA. Lineage: Eukaryota; Metazoa; Arthropoda; Insecta; Hymenoptera; Halictidae. The record is from RefSeq and is a predicted model, not a curated record.
UACACCUAACCACACGGCCGCCGGCGUGCUCAUUCCGUAGCAGACAGCUGCCCAGACCGGACGCGCGUGUAUUCGAACGUCGUCGUUGAAAAGGCAGCACGCCGAGGCUACCCGUGAAAAACCGACACGGACGUGUAUGCAGUUUUCCAGUCGACAUUAGAGACCAACCGCACGAACAUCUCUUUCGGACACCGAAUCGUCGUUUCCGAUUGGAGAACGAUCGUCGACUGUUAUCCCGUUCAGGCAACGCGGUAAUCCUUUGCCGGGAAGACGGAGGGAACCAAAAGAGGGUGAAACAGAUCCGAGCAGAGAAAAACAGAGAAUUACGCGCGCGUUUCCGUUCGUUGAAUCCGCCAGCAGAAAAGUUCUCUUCCGGUGAGGAAAAGGAACCAGCGAGGACCCGGCUGCCAGGGGGAGAAAACCACCGGUGCUCCGACUGGGUUUGAACUUUCCAGAGAAACGGAGGGAGAAAGACGGCGGCUAGAGGCGCGCAUCGUGAGAAAGGGAACGGGCCUGCGAGAGGGACGAAGAGGUAUAGAGUGCGCGCUGACGAGUGCCGGCUGAUCGAGAUGGCGUUUAUGAUGCCCGUGGUGAAAAACGAGUGGGACAUUUACAAGACUAACCGCAACCGACGGUCCUCGGAGUGCUCGAAUCCCCAGGCAUGCCGCAGCAGAAAGGUAUCCAAACCUUAUAUGGCCAAUAGUACAACACUUGUCCUCAAAGGGGUUAAUAUAAAGAAGGUGUCAGAGUGCUCAAAAUCGGAGGGUCCGUCGCUGUCGACGUCCCCUGGCUCGGAUUUCCUGACGUCCCCGGCCCACCGUUCGGUGCCGCUCACCUCCCGCCACUUCUCGAGGACGUCCUCGAGGGCCUCGCAGUCCUCGCUGCAGAGCCCGAGCAAAAGCACCGGCUCGUCGCCGCCGAAGACCGGCAGCUCGAACUCUCUCAACAAGUUCCACAAUCGGCUGGUGGACAAGCUGAAGAGGUCGUUGAGGAAGGCUGAGGAGUGCGGGGAGGACCAGCGGAACUUGUCGUGAAACAGUCAUGGGGUUUUGGGCCGGCCACCAAUUUCCGGCUCGAAACCGAUCGAGAUCCGACGCACCUCCGCACCCGUUACCGCGACCGAGGCGAUCAACGAGGCGGUGGCACGAUCGUGCCCGGAUCCGCCGGCGUCGGCAUGGUAAACGAAACCUUGGCUAACCAGAAGAAGACGAAGAAGAAGAAGAAGAAGGAGAAGGAGCAGAAGAGGACGACGAGGAUGAAGACAACAAUGCUGGGAGCAAAGUUCCAGCGUGUCGUUCGUCGGUGACGAGAACCCUCCAAUGAUCGUGAAUCGAGGGGUGACCGAACGUUGACCCGAAAGAAAACCGUGAACACGCUGAUGCAACUAAAGGAACAAAACAUCUGGAGGAACGAAGUAGAGGCUUAUUCGAGUGAUGGAGGAUUAGUUCGAAGUAUCGAAGAAAGCGUGAAAGUGACGAUGACGCGGUCGAGUGUCAGACGUCAAGGAAAGGAGUAGUUGAGACUAGAGGUUGACGAUCGCUAUGAAAGAUCCUUGAAGACGAACCACGGUGCACGGAAGUGGCACGGAUUAUUUCGAAGGUCAAGAAACCGCUUCGAGUACUCCGGUCUCCUCGGUACCGCGAUAGGAGGAGGCCACGCGAGAGUUCGUGGUGUUCGAGGUCGAAGGAUCGUGCGGCGAGUGGCGGCCGCCAGCGCAGCAUCUCGAGCUGCCGAAUAUAACGUAACCAGAUGGCGGAGAAGGGAAAUGAUUAAAAAAGUAGAGAAUGGAAGAGACGCUUCUUCUCCGCGAAGAAGAUGAAGAUGAUGAUGAAGAGGAUGAUGAUGAGGAAGAAGAAGAAGGGGCGACGUAGGCCCUCGAGUCGCAGCUCUUUUGCGAGCGAAUUGCGUUAGAGGCGAGGAUCACAGGGGAAAACGUGAUGGAAUCAACGAAGAAGAGAAUGAAGAAGGAGACGAAGAACCCAGCGAAAGAGGUACAUAAUCGCGACCGCAUAAGUAGCCGUCGUGGUGCACGUUCACAGGUGUACAUACGUAGAAUCGCGUUCGCGUAGAGACGCGCGCGCGUGUCGCAAGGGGUUCGCGGCCAGUCGGGAUCGAUAGAGGAUCUCAAUGUCCAGACCUAACGAAACAAGAAUGCUAGUUCCUUCGUUGUACAUUAUCGCGCGUAUAGAGUUUUACCGGCGAGUUUCUGUGGCUGUCGAUAGUACACAUUGCUUUCCGCUCGUCUUGGUUGCGAUCGCGGGAACCGGAAAAUCGUACGAGAUUUGAGAUCGCGGUGCUGUCCAUGGGUUAGAUUCCAUGCUUUUCUUGCUCUUUUAUUCGUAUAAAAUUUGCUAUAAUGACUGAUAAAAGGAAGAAGUUCGGAAAGGUAAAAAUGUAACUGAAGGGCUAAGGAAAAAUACAGUUGGACUAACGCGAUUGAUGCUAACUACCGAGUAUUUAAUAUGAUCAACAUCUAACUCUUACAAAAAUGAUGAAAGUGCAUUUUAUGAAAAUUUCUGUUAAUAAUACCUUAUCCCUUUGCGGUCCGUGCCCUUGGUUUCUCACUUUGAGCUUCACGUCGACGUUAGUUCAUUCGAUUACAGCUUAAUAUGACGCUCUAUUUAUCCAAGAAUAUUUGGGAGUCAUUGAAAUGGUACCUUUAAAUAGUAAAAUUGUGAUACUACAAAUAAAUACAAAAAAAAUUAUUAAAACAGGUAGAGGUUGCAAUAAAAUAGAUUGUCGAGUCUGACUCGACAUAGGACUGCUAAGGGUUAUCUAGGCGAAGAUAUAUUUUAAAUAAUUCUGGAUACUUAAUGCUUUAUGUUAUCAGUCAUUGCAAUGUAAGAACAUCAAAUCCAGUCAGCUUGCAGUAGUCCUAGUAUUACAGUCGUGAUACUAAGAAACAAUCGCAGGAAGAUCCUCGAGCAAGGGAGCUAACAUUGGACAGCACUGAUCCGCGGGGACUAACGAUGGUAGAGUUGGGGAAGCUCUCCGGAGUUUCGGAGUUCGUCGAACAGCGCCGCUGUAACUGGUAGUUUUCCGUUUCCCGCGUACAUUCUCGCCGACCGUAUAAUUUCUUCCCCAGUUCGAACGCUAUUUGUUGCUAUGCUCAUCGCUCCAUUUAUCGAAUCGCUCUAUUCGCGGAAGAACGACUUGCCUUUGAUCGUACAAAAUGGUAAUCAUGAUAAAUGUAUGUUUUUGAAGCAUCAGGACAGAGCAGGCGAUGCUCGAAACGGCGACUAAACGGGGCGUAGCUCGCGUCGAGGCGACGAACGAGGUUCCGGUGGUAGAGCAUCUCGCCUAUGGACGACCGGAAACGCUCGUUCCCAUUGUUUAAAGAUUGCUAGCUGCCUCCGAUGGGUGUGCGCGUGUCACGGCAAAGAAUAAAAUAAAAAAUCGUCGGCGGGACGUUUACCGGGGCCGCGAAAUGCGUGUGUACAUGAUUCGCAGCGUAGGAGACGAAUCUAGAUCGGAUCCAACGGUAUCGUUUCGACGCGAACCGGAAGUGUUCACGGAAGACGAGCUAAGACGAAGAGCCUGUCGUCGAAGAGAAUAUUUUCUUAAAGACGGUCCUCGCAACGCAUCGGGGAGUAUCGUAGCGCUUUCCCUCUGUCCCGCGCCCGAGGUAUUCGAUCCUGCUAUUUCGAUUAAUCGUUACGAAGCAUUUGUUGAAUUCUUGUAUAGUGUAGCCGUUACCGAAACGAGCGAGUUAUUCCGUUAUUCGUUCUAUGAAUAACCGAAUUCUCCCGGGGAAACGUGACGGGAGGAGAAGUGUUCUCGAAAUUCGGACGCAGAACGACGUCUUUCGAAAGGCAUCGGGCGAAAUCACAGAGACACCUGAAAAUGGAAAAGCAAAAACCGAUCGUUCCCUUUCACCGGUAUUUCGGUGCGAAACGAAAGCAAAGAGAGAAGAAAAAAUUCGAAACCAAAGAACGUCUGAUUCCGUUUCAAUUCCUUUUCGUUCUAUUGUUACCUUCGUUAAUGGACUGCGGAUUAUACGCAUUUAUAACGAGCACGAGAGUCGAAACAAAAGUAUCGGUUUAACGGGAAUUUCAUUGGAUAUUUGUUCCUCGUUCGACGUCUAGAAACUUUUCACGGAAAAACCAAGUUUCCGGUUAAUACUACGUUCUUCUUUUUCUGGAAUAAUUGUAAAAGAUAAAUAUAUACACGCACGAACACGCCGCAGUCUAUUCGUUAACGUUCCAUUUCGAUGUCGAGCCUUCAAUUGGUCAGUAUUAAGUAAGAUAUAGGGAUCCUAGAUGUGUAGCCGAGCAGAGCGACAUUCUUCUGCGUCCAUAUUCGCUAAUCUCUAAUUUGUUUCGCUAGCGUGCGCGCGUGCGCCCGCUCUUCUUAUCGUUUACGAAAUUCACGAAGUGGGAGCAAUUAAGCGAUACCGCGUGUAACUCUGUGAUACCGUAAGCUAUAAGGUAGAAUUAUUUUGCAACGAUCAAAGUAAACAAAACGACAAAAAAAAAA